GGAACUGAAAUUCACCUUAAAGAAGAAAAAAGAAGAAAAGGAUCAGAGAAUGGGGAAGGAGAUUGCUUUGCUAAUGGUGGGGAUGGUAAUGGCAGAGUGGGCUCAAGUUGAACUAAUGAUAAUGGGAAAAGCAGCAAUGUCCCAUGGGAUGCCUAACUUGGUCUUCGUCUUUUAUUCCAAUGUUCUUGCGUCUCUCAUUCUCCUCCCUUCUUCCUUUCUCUUCCACAGAUCACACCGUCCUCCGCUCACUUUCUCUAUUCUAUGUUGGUUUUUCCUGCUUGGCCUUCUUGGUUGUUUUGCCCAGAUUACUGGGUAUGCUGGGAUAUAUUAUAGCUCGCCUACUCUUGUAACUGCAAUACUUAAUCUCAUCCCAGGUUUCACCUUCAUCCUUGCUGUUGCUUUCAGUGUCCAUUUCCUGUUUCUUUCCCCUCUUUGUGUUGAGGGGAGUUGAUAUAUUCAUGGAAGAUAGAACUAAUGCCAUCUAAUUCAACUAGAUUAGGGAUAACGUAUAAGAGGACAAUGGAAUGUAAGGCUAUUUUAUCUCUGUCCUCUUCAUUUUCUCUGUUUGACACUUGUAUCCAACACGUAUUCAGACAUGAUUAUGGGCUGUAAUUCUCGAAAUAUAGGGGAAAACUU
Hibiscus syriacus is the source of this 636-nucleotide messenger RNA. RefSeq names its product WAT1-related protein At3g28050-like. Lineage: Eukaryota; Viridiplantae; Streptophyta; Magnoliopsida; Malvales; Malvaceae. Gene Ontology annotation, cellular component: plasma membrane. The transcript has 4 exons. The coding region runs from base 50 to 451 and encodes 133 amino acids. The record is from RefSeq and is a predicted model, not a curated record. Gene Ontology annotation, molecular function: transmembrane transporter activity.